This is a messenger RNA of Bombina bombina (fire-bellied toad), 3010 nucleotides long. Its product is annotated as gastrula zinc finger protein XlCGF26.1-like. Gene Ontology annotation, biological process: regulation of DNA-templated transcription. NCBI's taxonomy places the organism in Eukaryota, Metazoa, Chordata, Amphibia, Anura, Bombinatoridae. The transcript has 5 exons. The record is from RefSeq and is a predicted model, not a curated record. Bases 460 to 1920 code for a protein of 486 amino acids.
UGCUCACCCUCUCUCAGUCUCCUCCUCACCCUCUAACCUGCUUUCCCUCACACAGAGCCCCCUCUACCUCGAACACAGCCCCAUCCUCGCCAUCUAACCCUCCUCUCCUUUAAAAAAAAAACUCACCUUACCCUCUAAACCCACACACAGCCCCCUCCUCACUCUCAGCAAGCGGAUUCCGAUUUCCGUUUGCUGUCACGCACAGCCCUCUCCUCACCCUCAGGCAAUAAGCUGAAGCUGCUGCUGCUACUGUUAUCUGUCACACACAGCCGCUAAAUCAAAUAAGUUAUAGGUCAGUGUUACUCUCAUUGACAAGGUGAAUACCUGUUGUUCAGUGUUAUUAAGGAUCAAAACCAGUUAUUGGAGCAUUGGUGCUAAUUCACGUGUGACCAACAAGAAGACGACUGAGAAGAACCAAACCUCAGAGAUCUACUGUACAUCCUGACUGGGGAGGAACAAAUGGAGUUUGAUGAAGUUGCAGUUUAUUUCUCGGAGGAGGAGUGGGGCUGUUUAGCUGAAGAACAAAAAGAGCUUUAUAAGAAUGUGAUGAUGGAGAAUUACCAAACCCUCAGCUCUCUAGGAUAUGUUCAUAUGAAACCUUUACUUGUUACAAAGAUUGAGCAUAGAGAGGAGCUGUAUGUGAGCAGUUUUCCAAUUACCAAAGGUGAAUUCAUAAACUGCAGUAAUUCUAGUGCUGGUCAGACUGCAAAUGCUUAUUUCAGUCUUUUUAAAAAUCAAAGAAGCCACAUGGGAAAUGUAUGUUCUGACUGUGGGGAAUGUUCUACUUGGCAAACAAAUCUCGUUGAUCAUCAAAAAAUGCAUACUGGAGAGAAAGCAUUUUCAUGUUCUGAAUGUGGGAAGUGUUUUACUCGGAAAUCAAAUCUUAUUGAUUAUCACAAAAUUCACACAGGAGAAAAAGAAUUUCCAUGUUUUGACUGUGGGAAAUGUUUUACUCAGAAAUCAACUCUUUUUAUGCAUCUCAAAAUUCACACAGGAGAAAAAGCAUUUUCAUGUUCUAACUGUGGGAAAUCUUUUACUCGGAAAUCAAGUCUUAUUAAUCAUCAGAAAAUUCAUACAGGAGAGGAAGCAUUUUCAUGUUCUGAAUGUGGGAAAUGUUUCGCUCAUAAAAGAAGUCUUAUUGAUCAUCAGAAAAUUCACACAGGAGAAAAAGCAUUUUCAUGUUCUGACUGUGGGAAAUGUUUUACUUGGAAAGCAAAUCUUGUUGAGCAUCAAAAAAUACAUACAGGAGAGAAAGCAUUUUCAUGUUCUGAAUGUGGGAAAUGUUUUACUCGGAAAUCAGAUGUUAUUAAGCAUCAAAGAAUUCACACAGGAGAAAAAGCAUUUUCAUGUUCUGAGUGUGGGAAAGGAUUUAUGCAGAAAUUUGAUCUUAUUAGGCAUCACAGAAUUCACACAGGAGAAAAAGCAUUUUCAUGUUCUGACUGUGGGAAAUGUUUUAAUCGGAAAUCAAAUCUUAUCGAUCAUCAAAAAACUCAUACAGGAGAGAAUGCAUUUUCAUGUUCUGAAUGUGGCAAAUGGUUUCCUCAGAAAUCAUCUCUUAUUAAGCAUCACAAAAUUCACACAGGAGAAAAAGCAUUUUCUUGUUCUGAGUGUGGGAAAUGUUUUACUUUUAAAUCAAAUCUUAUUGUUCAUCAAAAACAUCAUACAGGAGAGAAAGCAUUUACAUGCUCUGAAUGUGGGAAAUGUUAUACUCAGAAAUCAUCUCUUGUUAAGCAUCACAAAAUUCACACAGGAGAAAAAGCAUUUUCAUGUUCUGACUGUGGGAAAGCGUUUGUGGAGAAAUAUGAUCUUAUUAGGCAUCACAGAAUUCACACAGGAGAAAAAGCAUUUUCAUGUUCUGACUGUGGGAAAUGUUUUACUCAGAAAUCAAAUCUCAUUAUGCAUCAGAAAAUUCAUACAUGAGAGAAAGCAUUUUCAUGUUCUGUCUGUGGGAACGGUUUUACUUGGAAAAUGGAUCUUAUUAAGCAUCAGAAAAUUCAUACAUGAAAGAAAGCUUUUUCAUUUUCUCACUUUUAUUCAGAAAUCACAUCUUAUUAGAAAUCAAAAAAUUAAUAUUAAAGGAAAUCAGAGCUUUCAUCCGUACAAUGUCUAAAAUGCUGGUGAGGAUUCUGGUCCUCUUGUACAAGUUCUUGACGCUGUUUAAGGAUCCUGCUGCAUCUCAAGUGGUUAUGAGGUGGUCCUGAGUGGGGUAUCUGGGGUCCCUAUAUAGGUUUGAAUAGUCAAAUGAUAUGGCACAAAUUAAAUGUGCAUUUGAGUUUCAUGUGCCGAUCAAAGAAGUAGAAAUAUCCUCAAAGGCCCUAAUUUAUGUGUUGAUAAAUCCUUCUUUGAAAUAUAGAUAUUGUUGAAAUGAUUAUUGUCAGAUGAUCACUGGGAUAUCAGUUUUAUUUUCCUAGCUGGAAGUUAAAUUUACCAGGUGUGUAGCUGUUCAAGAUGAGCCUCUGUGUUACUAUCAAUAGUGCCACCAAAAGCCAUUAUCUGGAUUAGGAUAAGCCCCAGGAGUGGAACUAUCAUUGGUGCAGCAGCACCAGGGCCCAAGUACUGGAAGGGGGGUGGCAGCGGCAUAGUAGCCGGUCUAUAAAUAGGUGUUUGCAGAAUGUGUACAAUACUAAUGCAGGGGAACCUUUUAUAAGUGCAAAUUGUAUCUAUAUAUCCUCAAAAUCUUUAUACAGAACAACAUAUGUAUUUUAACUGUGGCUUACUACUGAGUUACCUUUGGGGGGGUCCCAAAACAAGUUUACACUAGGGCUCUAAGUUCGCUGCUGAUUAGCUCCUACCCUGAAAUAUAACAAAAGUGUAUUUAUUAAUUUCUAGUUAUUAAUUUAUAUAGAAAACCACUGAAUGAAUAGGUAUUUUGGGCUUAUUUUAGAAAGAUUACCUAAUACAAUUAUAAAUCCACAAACGUUUUAACUAUACAGGUCAGAAAUAACUCACAUUGUAUUGUUUACAACUAUGUUUAUUAAUAUUUUAAUAAAGAUAUGCAUUUGUUCACAAA